Saccostrea echinata is the source of this 2500-nucleotide messenger RNA. RefSeq names its product zinc finger CCCH domain-containing protein 13-like. The record is from RefSeq and is a predicted model, not a curated record. NCBI's taxonomy places the organism in Eukaryota, Metazoa, Mollusca, Bivalvia, Ostreida, Ostreidae. The coding region runs from base 65 to 2500 and encodes 811 amino acids. The transcript has a single exon.
UAGGCUAUGCUGAUCCUUAUUAUAUAGUAUAGAUUAUAACGUUAUAUUUUUUAUAGAUCACAGAAUGCCUAGGAAGAAGAGCUGGAAGAAAGCUGCUGUAAAGAAGAAUGCAUGUAAGGCAGAUGUGGGUGACAAGUACCCCACAGAUGUUGGCCACGUCCAACUGUCUGUGCCUCUGGGUGUAGGCCACGUCCUAACACCUAUGACAUCUGUACCGGCAGGGGUGAUCUCUACCACCCCUGUGACAGUGGUCUCUGCGGCUCUCCCUGAGACCACUCUGACUCAAACUCAAAUGUUGCCUCAAAAGUUGCCUCAAAUGAUUACUCAGAAUUCCUCUCAGUUGUUUACUCAGAAUAUCUCUCAGAUUACAACUCAGAAUAUUACUCAGUUUACAAUGAACAAUAUACCAAAUGAAACAACAUAUGCACUGCAAGGUAAUUGUAUGCAUCAGAAUUCAGAUAAUCUGGUGUUUGGAUCUUUCCAUCAGGGAAGCAUGAGAUUUUCAUCAUUUUCAAGAGGUAAUCAGUGUACAUGCAAUUCACUUAUGAUGUUGUCAAAUUCAUAUGAAAAUUUUUCAUUCACUAGUUCCUUUUUGGAUCAGACUCUGCUCAAAGGAGAUAAUUUGUACAACACAGUUGUGAAGAUUCUUCAGAGUGCUGGAAAACUGAAGAGCAGAUUGCUGAUGUUUGAUGAACUACCAAUUCAUAUUGAUUCUGGUGAAAAUCACCACAUGGUUGAUAAGUUUGAUACAUUGUUUGGCUUAUUAGUUACAGAUGAUAAGAGAAAUCAAAUUCCAACUCUACAUGAAUGUCUGAAACAAGCAUUAGGGUUAUCUAGGUAUGUAUUAAUAAUGAUUGGCUCAAUAUGUUCAGCACUGUACAAAGCUUCUGACAAUGAUUUUUAUUUUUUUGACUCACAUUCUCAUGGGGAAAAUGGCUUGUCUGAUUGUGAUGGAAAGUCUCUGAUGAGACACAGUUGCUGCUUAGAUGAUUUGUUAGUAUUUCUGUAUGCAAUGUAUGAAAGUAUGCACAUUGAAUUUGCAACUGAAUUUGAAGUGAUGCCUGUUGCCUUUCGUACACUUAUUCAUAGCUUCCCUAGCAAUAAUCAAAGUACACAUCAAUAUUGUAGAUUAGAUCAGUUAACAACAACUGCUCUCUCAAACAAACAAUCUGUUGUUAUCAAUACUGGUCACUUAAAAACAACAGAGAUAAAGAAAGAUAAAAAGGAUUACAUGAGAGAAUAUAUGAGAAACAAGAGACAGGAUCCAGAGUUCAAAGACAAGGAAAGAAAAAGUAUGAAAAACAAGAGACAGAAUCCAGAAUUUAAAAGCAGGGAAAGGGACAGUAUGAGAAACAAGAGACAAGAUUCAGAAUUUAAAAGCAGGGAAAGGGACAGUAUGAGAAACAAGAGACAAGAUCCAGAGUUCAAAGACAAGGAAAGAGAAAGUAUGAAAAACAAGAGACAGAAUCCAGAAUUUAAAAGCAGGGAAAGGGACAGUAUGAGAAACAAGAGACAAGAUUCGGAGUUUAAAAGCAAGGAAACGGACAAUAUGAGAAACAAGAGACAAGAUCCAGUGUUUAAAGACAAGGAGAGGGACAGUAAGAGAAACAAGCGGCAAGAUCCAGAGGUUAAAGCCCAAGAAAGAGACAGUAUGAGAAACAAGAGACAAGAUCCAGAGUUUAAAGACAAGGAAAGGGACAGUAAGAGAAACAAGAGACAGGAUCCAGAGUUUAAAGUCAAGGAAAGAGAAAGUAUGAGAAACAAGAGACAGGAUCCAGUGUUUAAAGACAAGGAAAGGGACAGUAAGAGAAACAAGAGACAGGAUCCAGAGUUUAAAGUCAAGGAAAGAGAAAGUAUGAGAAACAAGAGACAGGAUCCAGAGUUUAAAGACAAGGAAAGGGACAGUAAGAGAAACAAGAGACAGGAUCCAGAGUUUAAAGUCAAGGAAAGAGAAAGUAUGAGAAACAAGAGACAGGAUCUAGAGUUUAAAGACAAGGAGAGGGACAGUAAGAGAAACAAGAGACAGGAUCCAGAGUUUAAAGUCAAGGAAAGAGAAAGUAUGAGAAACAAGAGACAGGAUCCAGAGUUAAAAGACAACGAAAGAGACUGUAUGAGAAACAAGAGACAGGAUGCAGAGUUUAAAGGAAAAGAGAGGGACAGUAAGACAAACAAGAGACAAGAUCCAGAGUUUAAAGACAAGGAAAGGGACAGUAAGAGAAUUAAAAGGCAAGAAGAAGAGUAUAGGCAUGAUGAGCAAAUAAGAGAUUUAAAGAAGAAAAAAAAAAUGAGACAAAAUCCUAACCAGUUAGAAAAAGAGAGAUUGAAGAUGAAAGAAAAGAGAAAAAAUGAAGAGUAUAGAUCAUCAGAAAAUAUUGCUGCAAAACAAUCAAAAGCACACAAACGGGGGAAUUUGGACUAUAUUGAAACUGAAAAGCAAAGAUACAAAGUAAAUUUGGAGUUAAUGCAGCAGAAUGUGUUGACAAUUUUCACAACAAUGUAA